Dreissena polymorpha is the source of this 822-nucleotide messenger RNA. RefSeq lists its product as uncharacterized. The transcript is spliced from 2 exons. NCBI's taxonomy places the organism in Eukaryota, Metazoa, Mollusca, Bivalvia, Myida, Dreissenidae. Bases 1 to 822 code for a protein of 273 amino acids. The record is from RefSeq and is a predicted model, not a curated record.
AUGAAUCGAAUGUACAUUCUUGAUUUAGAAUGUCCACCAGUGAAGAAUUUUAAAGACGGUGUCAUAUUUGGGAACAGUUUCGAACUUGGCUCACGGCUCAUGGUGCGAUGUAACCCGGGGUUCACUGAGAAAAACGGUCAGAAAACAAUGCUUUGUACGAACGGGAACUGGAACUUUACGCCGGAGUGUGUCACUAAUCCCCUACUAAAAACUGCCACCACAACUACUGCCACCACCACCAACACGACCACGUUGGUUCCUGUAAGCUGGGACACCACGCAUGCGCUGACCAUCUCCACCACCACCUCUACUCCCACAACCGCAGACAGGGCGAUAACACCAGUCUCUACUACCACUGCCAUCACCUCUACUCCCACAAUCACAGACACGACAAUCACACCAGACCCUGCUAUCGCUGCCACUACCACUACUCGGACAACCACAGACACGGCGAUUACUCCAAACCCCACUACCACUGCCACAACCUCUACUCCUAAAACCACACACAUGGCGAUAGCACCAGUCCCUACUACAACUGCCUCCAUCACUACUCAGACAACAACAGACACGGAGAUCACACCAGCCCCUACUUUGGCUGCAACCACCACUACUUCCCCACAACCACAGAGACAACGAUCACACCACACCCUACUUUCGCUGCAACCACCACUACUUCCCCAACAACCACAGAGACAACGAUCACACCACACCAUACUUUCGCUGCAACCACCACUACUUCCCCCACAACCACAAAGACGACGAUCACACCAGUCCCUACUAUCUCUGCCACUACCACUACUCAGCCAACUACAGACACGAUGA